AUGAAGUUUACUGCUGCCUUUGGCGUUGCUGCCCUAUUCAUGGCGCCGUCUGCUGCGGCCUGGAAGCUACCUCACGCCGACAAGGCCUCAUCUGCUACUCCUACCGGUUCUCCUUCCAGUGGCUUCCCUGGUGGUUUCCCAUCUGGAACCCCAACUGGAACCCCAUCUUUCACUCCAUCUGGAACCCCGUCUGUCACUCCAUCUGGAACCCCGUCUGUCACUCCAUCUGGAACUCCGACUGGAACCCCAACUGGAUUCCCAACUGGAUUCUCCUUUGGCCGCCGAGCACCUGGUCAUGGUCCUGGUAUUAAGGGACCCGGCCGUGGAGGCCAUGGAGGCCACGGAGAGCACGGAGGGCACGGUCAUGGAUCCGAGUCCACCAGCUUCCCCACCAGCUUCCCUUCCAGCACCCCAACCAGCGCUCCUACCAGCGUCCCUACCGUCGUGCCUUCUGGCUUCCCCGAGUCUACCGGUGUCCCCCCUGGAUUCCCCGGUGGCUUCUCCGGUAGCCAGUCCUCCAGCGGUUCCUUCACCAUUCUGCCUAUCGCGACCGCGACUGCUGCUACUGUUGAGCAGGGAGACUUCGCUCGUCGUCACGCCCGUCAUAUGUUGUUUUAG
Penicillium samsonianum is the source of this 618-nucleotide messenger RNA. RefSeq lists its product as uncharacterized. NCBI's taxonomy places the organism in Eukaryota, Fungi, Ascomycota, Eurotiomycetes, Eurotiales, Aspergillaceae. The transcript is spliced from 2 exons. The coding region runs from base 1 to 618 and encodes 205 amino acids. The record is from RefSeq and is a predicted model, not a curated record.